AAUGCAUCAGUUGGGGAAAUGCAACGGAGAUUUUUGAUUCGAAUGAUGAGGAGAUUUGAUUAUGGGGUUUUGUCCCAUCGUAAAGAUUUAAGCUUACGGACAGACCCUCAUCUAGACUAUGAAGAUUUGAGAAUUGCAGUUGCUAACAAUACAACUAAAGAGACAUACUCUAUUGCAAUAGGAGACGACACUAUAGAAGAAAAUAGAGAAAAUGGGAGCUUGCUAGAUGAUUUCACAUAUGAUCCCUCAAGUGAUGCAUUUAUUCCAUCAAGUACCCAAGAUCCUUUUCCACCAUCUCCCGAGAAUUCUUUCAUGCCAACUUCAACUCAACAACAAUGCUUGGAGCCCCGUCCACCUACAAGAAAACGAGCUAAAACUGGUUCUCAAACUAAGGCUGCCUCAUUUGAUCCUAAAGAUACCCAAGACCUCAUAAAAAAGCUUACAUCAAAUGUGGAAAAGUUUACUCGUGCUAUUGAAUCAAUUGACACAAAAGAGUACAACUGUUGGGAUCUGAUUAAGGAGAUUCCAGGCUUAACUUCUGAGGAUCGUUUCACAGUCUUGAUUUGCUUAAUACCAACGCAAAAAAGUCAGAGUUUUUUAACUGGAUGA
Striga asiatica is the source of this 609-nucleotide messenger RNA. Lineage: Eukaryota; Viridiplantae; Streptophyta; Magnoliopsida; Lamiales; Orobanchaceae. The record is from the annotation of a GenBank genome assembly.